UUUUUUCAAAAUUUCACCUAUUUUCUUCCGUAUCGGAGCACCAUUCCUUUUAGCGGCAGUAAGUGGCGUCAAGAAAUGGGUCGCUGCCGUGCUGCGUCGGCGUCGGGCCCCGCCGACGAUGACCCUAACCACAGGUUAAAGAGAAAAAGGGCUGCUUCAGAAACUUUACCUACAGGCCAAGGUAUAACUAAUAGCAAGGUAUCUCUUUAUCACUGUAAUUAUUGUAACAAAGAUAUUUCGGGGAGGAUUCGCAUCAAGUGUGCUGUCUGUCAAGAUUUUGACCUCUGCAUAGAGUGCUUCUCUGUUGGUGCUGAGGUGACACCCCACAAAAGCAAUCAUCCGUAUCGGGUUAUGGAUAAUCUAUCUUUUCCACUUAUAUGUCCAGAUUGGAAUGCAGAUGAAGAGAUCUUACUUCUAGAGGCUAUUGAGAUGUAUGGAUUUGGGAAUUGGAAUGAAGUCGCAGAAUAUGUUGGAACUAAAAGCAAAUCUCAGUGUAUUGACCACUAUAAUGUUGUAUAUAUGAAUUCACCAUGUUUUCCUCUCCCGGAUUUGUCUCAUGUUAUGGGAAAGAGCAGGGAUGAAUUGUUUGCCAUGGUUAAGGGUCAUGAAGCCAAAAAAGAAUUUUCUCUAACUGCUGAGCUUAUGCUGAAAGAAGAAGCUCCCUUCUCUGAUGUAGUAAGUUAUGAAGAAACAAAGAAGGUAGAAAUCAAUAAUCUAGAAAUCUCCAGAUUAACCUCAGGUUCAACAUGUGGAAAAUCUUGCUCAAGUACAGUUAAGAACUCUUCCUACUUGAGCCAAAGUAAUGAUGAUGUCAAGGUUGAAGGAGAGUCUCGGAGCAUUGGAGAGAAGAAACCUAAAUUAUCAGGGGAAGACAUGCUUUCUAUCACAGAGUUGAGUGGAUACAGUUUUAAGAGAGAGGAAUUUGAUGUUGAAUACGACAAUGAUGCUGAGCAAGUGUUGGCUGAUAUGGAAUUUAAGAACACUGAUACCGAAGCUGAACAUCAAAUGAAACUUCACGUGCUCCAUAUCUAUUCGAAAAGGUUAAAUGAGCGGAAGCGAAGAAAGCAUUUUGUACUUGAAAGGGAGUUACUUUAUCCUGAUCCUUUUGAGAAAUCUCUCUUGCCUGAAGAGCUUCAAAUAUGUCAGCAUUACAAGGUCUUCAUGCGGUUUCACUCAAAAGAACAACAUCAGGAUUUUCUAAAAAAUAUUAUUGAAGAACUCAGACUUGUCAGAAGAAUACAAGAUUUACAGGAAGCUCGAAUUGCUGGCUGUGUAACUGCUGGUGAUGGUUAUCGCUUUAUCGAGCAAAAGAGGACAAAGGAAGCUGAAUCAAGUUCCUGUAAAGAAAGUGGUCAGAUUGGAACCAGUGCCAACACAUUACAGAGGCCAAAUAAUCUCAAAGGAGAACUUGACAGUAGCCCACGGGGUCUUCAAAAGGGGACUGCAGCACUAUUUGCUGAUUCCGCCAUACAAGCCAUCACAAAGUCGCUAGAAGAAUGGGAUAUUAGUGGAUUUGCAGGAGCUGAAUUUCUAUCUGAAUCGGAAAUAAAACUUUGCAAUGAGAUCAGAAUACUGCCGUCACACUAUCUCAACAUGAAGCAGACCAUUUCCUUAGAAAUUUCGAAGGGAAGUGUGACCAAGAAAUCUGAUGCACAUAAACUCUUUAAGGUAGAGCCAAGCAAGGUUGAUAGAGUCUAUGACAUGCUUGUGAAAAAAGGAGUUCUGCAAACAUAAUCAAACGUAAUGUAAUGAAUAUAAAGCUGGCUAUUUUUGUACAUCUUUCUUCCCUUUCUCCUUGACCCAUGAAAUGUGCGGAAAAUAAAUGUAUUCUUUUAGUAAGAGUUUUGUGCCUAUUUUUUUAGUGGAUAGCACAUCCGAUGUCAA
This is a messenger RNA of Vigna unguiculata (cowpea), 1884 nucleotides long. RefSeq names its product ADA2 2A (gene ADA2A). The record is from RefSeq and is a predicted model, not a curated record. Gene Ontology annotation, cellular component: nucleus. Lineage: Eukaryota; Viridiplantae; Streptophyta; Magnoliopsida; Fabales; Fabaceae. Gene Ontology annotation, biological process: regulation of transcription by RNA polymerase II; chromatin remodeling. Gene Ontology annotation, molecular function: zinc ion binding; chromatin binding; transcription coactivator activity.